AUGUCGGACUUCUUCCGCCGAGCAUCUGACGCUCUCCAACAUCGCACUCGUCAGGAUUCAACAAGCUCCACUAGCUCCACAGAGGGGGCCAUUGAUUCCAGCGCUGCUAAAGCCCCUGAUCAACCACUGAAUCAACAGGCCCAGACAGCUCAGCCUCAGCCUCAGACUCAUGCAUACCCCAAUGAAUCAUUCUCUUCAACGGCACCUGGUAUUGUAUGCACAUGUGUUAAUGAAAUCAUCUUAGAAAACAUAGCCAAUCCAAAGCCGCGCCGCCUUUGGGGCUGGAAACACGACCAAGAGAACAAGACUGACCCGAAGCAGAUCCCAGCCCAGAAAAAGGAUGAUACUGACUGGAUUUUUGGAACUUAA
Penicillium macrosclerotiorum is the source of this 369-nucleotide messenger RNA. RefSeq lists its product as uncharacterized. The record is from RefSeq and is a predicted model, not a curated record. The coding region runs from base 1 to 369 and encodes 122 amino acids. NCBI's taxonomy places the organism in Eukaryota, Fungi, Ascomycota, Eurotiomycetes, Eurotiales, Aspergillaceae. The transcript is spliced from 2 exons.